This is a messenger RNA of Plasmodium gonderi, 396 nucleotides long. Its product is annotated as circumsporozoite-related antigen. The transcript has 2 exons. NCBI's taxonomy places the organism in Eukaryota, Apicomplexa, Aconoidasida, Haemosporida, Plasmodiidae. Bases 1 to 396 code for a protein of 131 amino acids. The record is from RefSeq and is a predicted model, not a curated record.
AUGAAACCCAUAACGGCAGUAUUUCUUCUUUUUUGCCUAAUCCUUUGUGACAAUGCAUAUGGGGAUAAUAUUAAUGGAGGAGGAAAUACAAACAUACCCAAAAAGAAGACUCCCAAGAAAGCUCCAGAACCACUCAUUGACGUACAUGAACUGAUAAGUGAAAUGGUUAGAAAAGAAGAGGAACUGGUAACUGUAACGAAGCAAAAAUCGAAAUACAAGAUGGUAGCAACAGUUCUUGCAUCAUUAUUAGGUAUCGUGUCAGGAGUGCUCGCAGGAGGUGCCGGUUUAGUGUUACAUAAUACUAGUAAAGGAAGACCACCAUUUUCUUUUGGAGGUGGAGAUUCUAAUACUUCAGCUAGUCCUACUGAAAGUCCAGAACCAGAAAAAGAGAAAUAA